Molecule: messenger RNA, 1752 nt
Organism: Penicillium diatomitis
Lineage: Eukaryota; Fungi; Ascomycota; Eurotiomycetes; Eurotiales; Aspergillaceae
Product: SD08430p
Exons: 2
Coding region: 1-1752 (583 amino acids)
Cellular component (GO): membrane
Molecular function (GO): acetyl-CoA transmembrane transporter activity
Source: RefSeq, a predicted model, not a curated record
AUGACACGCAAGAACGCCACCCUUUCCAAACGCCGCUCCAAGCCGAACCUCUCUGUGACGACUGGCCGAAACGGCCAUGUGAAUGGGGACGGAACCGGCAAGAUGAACAACAACAUUGAAAUGCGCAAGCGGGAGACGUCCUCUGAGUCGACCUCUGACCAAACCUACCGCACAGUGCGAAGUCCCAACUUUUCCCUCGACGACGAACCUGCCCUGGUACCGCCGACACCCAUUCUCGCAAACACAAGCUUCCAAGAGCUUCCCCAAAAUGAUAAAAGAAACUUUCUCCUUCUAUGCGUCUUAUAUUUUCUACAAGGCGUACCGAUGGGUUUAGCUACCGGAUCGGUUCCCUUCCUGCUGAAGCCUUAUCUAUCCUACGGACAGAUUGGCGUCUUUUCUCUCGCCUCAUACCCAUACUCUCUCAAGCUCUUUUGGAGUCCGAUUGUGGAUGCCGUCUGGAGUCAGCGGUUCGGUCGUCGUAAGAGCUGGAUCACUCCUGUCCAGGUGAUCGCAGGCUUGGCCAUGAUCUACUUGGGCAGUCAUAUUGAGGAGAUGAUGGAGAAAGCGGGAGCAAAUGGUGGUGCGGGUGUGUGGAACUUUACGUACUGGUGGUUCCUGUUAGUCUUCUUCUGUGCCACGCAGGAUAUCGCAGUUGAUGGCUGGGCAAUCACAUUGAUGUCCCCACCCAAUAUCUCGUACGCGUCGACAGCACAGACCGUGGGUCUGACAGCUGGGCAUUUCCUUUCCUAUACGGUGUUCUUGGCCUUCAACUCCAAGGAUUUUGCCAAUCGUUGGUUCCGCACGGUACCUACAGAGGGUGGGCUCAUGUCGCUUGGAGGGUACUUGACUUUCUGGGGAUGGACCUACCUGAUCGUGACGGUGUGUCUGGCUUUCUUGAAGAAGGAGGACCGUACAAAAGACCGCGAUGGCAUCUUGGAUGUAUACAAGAGUAUGUGGAGUGUGCUCAAACUGAAGCAUAUCCAGACUAUCAUCAUGAUCCACCUCAUCGCCAAGAUCGGCUUUCAAGCCAAUGAUGGUGUGACCAGCCUGAAGCUGCUCGAUAAGGGCUUUGGUCAGGAUAAUAUGGCUUUGGUCGUUCUGAUUGACUUUCCCUUCGAGAUCAUGCUGGGCUACUAUGCGGGCAAGUGGUCCACUGAGUAUACUCCCAUGCGUUUAUGGGGUUGGGCCUUUGUCGGCCGAUUGGCGGCCGCGGUCAUGGCCCAGUUCACGGUGAUGAUUUACCCUAGCGGUGCCGAAGUGCCGACUUGGUAUCUCCUCACCGUCAUCUUCGAGCAUGUGGUCUCGACAUUCAUGAACACGGUCAUGUUUGUGGCUAUUUCGGCCUUCCACGCCCGCAUCGCUGACCCAGCCAUUGGUGGAACUUAUAUGACUCUCCUGGCGACUGUCUGCAAUCUGGGUGGUACCUUCCCCCGCUAUUUCAUCCUCAAGCUUGUGGAUUUCUUCACCGAGGCCACCUGUAUUCCAUCCACAGUGGUCCCGCCUGCGGACAAGCUCAAGGGCACUCUCGUGACCCAAGCCUUCUCUUGCGCGCUUGAGCCCGAAAAGAACCGAUGCAUCAACGGCGGUGGCGUGUGCCAGGUUGAUCGCGACGGCUACUAUAUGACCAACAUCAUCUGUGUGCUCAUUGGCACGGUAACUUUCUUCAUGUUCAUCAAGCCUGCGGCCACCAGGCUCCAGAGUCUGCCGCUGCGGGCCUGGCGAUUGAAUAGCGGCCCGGUUGCACGCAACUGA